This is a messenger RNA of Monosiga brevicollis MX1, 1596 nucleotides long. RefSeq lists its product as uncharacterized. Gene Ontology annotation, biological process: activation of GTPase activity. The transcript is spliced from 9 exons. The record is from RefSeq and is a predicted model, not a curated record. NCBI's taxonomy places the organism in Eukaryota, Choanoflagellata, Craspedida, Salpingoecidae. Bases 1 to 1596 code for a protein of 531 amino acids. Gene Ontology annotation, molecular function: GTPase activator activity.
AUGGAUCACGCAUGGCUGGAAAAGGCGGCCCUGCUCAAGGACUUUGAAGCCCUCGUCACAAAGGCCAGCAACAUGUCGCACUCAAAAUCUCAUCACUUUGCGCCCUUUGCCACUGUGCUCAUAGUGGGAGCACCCGCGAAGCAAAUUUCCACAGUCACAAGCCAAUGCGAUGGAGCCGAAGCACAGAGUAGUACAGAAACAUCCGAUGCCGGCAUCGCCACCAUUCACCUCAUUGGCUACAUGGAACUCUCCGACGGCCGCGUGGUACAAGACAAAGAGCCCAUUGGCCGGCUUGAGUUUGCCUUUAUGCGCGGCCUCCAGCUCUUCUUGCAAACACUUGCCAGCUGCCCCCAUGUUUUUUUCGACAUUACAGGUCCUCUGCAAGACGUCAUUCCCCCUCGUUCAAGACGUGACUCCUCGGAAAUACAGUCGGAAGCCGCCGACAAAUACAGCCAGGCUCUGCAACUCAAGCGCCUGCGUCAACAAACUCGCUUCCCAAAUUUUUCGGCAUUGGACGAGGAAACUUUUCGUGCAUUCAAGUCUGACGAGGGUCGACUUGAAGACUUGGAAGCCCUUCGCAAAGUUGUCUUUUUCAAGGGCAUCCGCCCUGCCUUCCGCCGCGAGGUUUGGUUGAUUUUGUUAGGUGUCGUCAAUGUUGGCAUCGAAGAUGGCCAGCGAAGCGAGGCCCUGCGCCAACUCCACCGGGAAUACUACGAGCUCAAACAAAGCUGGGUUCGCCUUCCCAGCUCGGACACACGCCUCAAUCGUAUCUUGCAGACCAUCAUCAAGGAUGCCCAACGCACGGAUCGUCACUUUCCAAUGUUUGCGCGGCGAGACAGCGAGUGGCUUAAUGCUCUUCUGGACAUUCUGGCCACGUUUGUGAACCACCACAAUGUCGACUAUGUACAGGGCAUGUCGGACAUUCUUGCGCCUCUCGUGGCUGUGUUUCAGGACGAGGCCGUGGCCUACUUUGCAUUCGACCGUCUAAUCAAACGCUUCAGCGCCACCUUUGAGGAUCAAGGCGUGGGCAUUCAUCUGCGUCUGGACGCGCUACGCUCUCUCACCGAGCUGCUCCUGCCAGAUGUCUUCAAUUUUCUGUGUCAGCGCGAUCAAAUGCAAAUGUUCUUUGCCUACCGGUGGUUGCUUCUUGACUUCAAGCGCGAGUUUUCUUUGGAAGAGACGUGCGAGCUAUGGGAGACGAUCUGGUGUGACUAUCGCAGUGAUUGCUUCAAUCUCUUUAUCGCAACGGCCAUCAUGGCUGAAAACGAAGCUUUCAUCCUUGACGAGUCUCGGCCCGAGCAUGAAUUGCUUGAAAUGCUCACCAGCCUCCCGACGCGCGUUGACGUUCAAGCCGUCCUCCGCCGUGCUCGACAGCUUCUGUAUCGCUCCUUGGAACUUCCUUUGCCAAAAGACUUGGCUGAGCUCAUCAAGGUUGCCCUUGCCGACGGCGCAGUCGUGGUCAACGAACGGUCUGCAGAGACGCCAACCGAGCUGCCCGACCGCGAGUCAGCAACUGUGACUCCCUCACCAGACUCUCCUACAGCCCCGCAGUCUUCUUCAGAUGCAAUUAUCGCGGUGGACGGCACAGACCAGUAA